AAUGACAAAACAGAUAUUCCCAUAUAUUGAAGACAUUUUCCAUGGCAAAAGCAGCUAAACAUCUCACAGAUAAGAGAUAAAUUGGAAUAAACAGCUGUCACAGUUAAAUAAAUAUCCUGGAUAAUGUACAGGACAGAAAUAACUACAGCAUGGUCGAACUCCUUUCUUCACUUUAUUUAGCUGUUCUUGCACGUAGCUCCCAAUCUUUCCACUGCUUCAGUUAGUAGAGCAUUUAUUUUUGAGUCAGCUGCAUUUGUUAAGACUGUAACAACGAAAGGCAUUUCCUGAGAAGCUGCAAGGAUGAGCAACAAGAAAGAACAACAGCUAAGGAAAUUCGGGACCGUAGUAGUGCUUUUUAUCUUCCAAGUUCAGAUUUUUGGUUUUGAUGUUGACAAUCGACCUACAACAGAUGUCUGCUCGACACACACAAUUUUACCUGGACCAAAAGGGGAUGAAGGUGUAAAAGGAGAUAGAGGAGAAGUGGGCAAACAAGGAAAAGUUGGACCAAAAGGACCAAAAGGAAACAAAGGACCUGUGGGGGAUGCUGGUGACCAGGGAAUGCUUGGGAAAAUUGGCCCAAUUGGUGGAAAGGGUGACAAAGGAGCCAAAGGCUUAUCAGGGGUUUCUGGAAAAAAGGGAAAAGCAGGCACGGUCUGUGACUGUGGAAGAUACCGCAGAGUUGUUGGACAACUGAAUAUCAACGUUGCUCGUCUUAACACAUCCAUCAAGUUUUUAAAGAAUGUUAUAGCAGGUAUCAGGGAGACAGAUGAGAAAUUCUAUUACAUCGUGAAAGAAGAGAAGAAUUACAGAGAAGCCUUGAUCCACUGCAGGGACAGAGGAGGAACGCUGGCCAUGCCCAAAGAUGAGGCAACCAAUGCCCUGAUCGCUGACUACAUCUCCAACAGCGGCCUCUUCCGAGCCUUCAUUGGGCUGAAUGACAUGGAGAAGGAAGGACAGUUUGUGUAUGCAGACAACAGCCCACUGCAGAAUUACAGUAACUGGAAGGAAGGGGAGCCUCACGACGCAGCUGGCCGCGAGGACUGUGUGGAAAUGCUCAGCACGGGAGAGUGGAACGACUCCGAGUGCCAAGUCACCAUCUACUUCGUCUGUGAAUUCCUCAAGAAGAGGAAAUAAAAGUGACACAGAAUUUCACCUGGCACCUGCUGUGCAUACAAUAACCCCUCCUCAUUCACCCACUGUAGGGAAAGCACACAACCAGGGACAGGGCUCGCUCCAGCCUUCACCUCACUGGGUUAAGAAGGAGUAACUACUGUUAAGAUGGCAGUGACCAUAAAGUCAGCACAGGUACGCAGGGGCAUCCAGCCAGUUGUGAAUUUUUAUUUCAUUUCUACGUGCCAUUUACGGUGGGCAUUUCUAUGCACAAUUUAGGGGCAAAUUUAUAGCACACAGAGGUGAAUAUGAGUUCACUGAUGCUAGGAAUAGUAAACUCACUGGUAUAUUAAUUGCUGAUGUGCUUCACAAAGUCCACAGACAGAAAGAGGGAUCUUUACUUACUGACCUGCACAGGAAGUCCUACUCAUUUCCCUGGUGACUUCAGAAAAGCUGGGAGAACAGGUCUGUGCUUUCUCUUGAAAAUAAAUCCUUUUUUUUUUUUUUAGAAUCAUAGAGUAAUUUAAGUUCAAAGGGAUCUCUGGAGGUGAUCUGCUUGAAUCUUCCAUGCAAAGCAGGGCCAACUUCGAACUUAGGUUAACAGUUGUUACACUCUCCUUAAUUUGGCUAUGCAAUUAUAUUGCCUGAUAUGCAGUGGAGGACUCAUUUAUCUCUGCUGCCAACUCUAUUACCCAUCGGGCUGGUCUGAUGCCACGGCUUGUAGGCAACCUAAGACUAUAUGGAGCAGUUCUAGUCUCUGAUGUUCCCCAAAAUCCAUGAAAAACAUAGAGAAGUCUAGCACAAAGAACAGUGCAAAGGAAGCAACACUAUUGCUGCGGGCUGUGAACAGGCACAUGUAGUAUCAGUUAUACCAGUGUGCACUGCUGGCUUAACAAAUGCCUCUAGGAACAUGUCAACUCCCCAGCUCAGUAGCCAGUAACAUCUGAUGCCUCAUGCUAAAAUCACCUGUGCCUUUGCAACAAAGGAAGCAGCUAUAGAACAGGCUUCAUCCCCCAAGAACCCAGAUUCAGGUGUGGUUGAACAACUUAGUCAUGCACUUCGGCAGGACUCUCCACAGAAGAUGACCAAAAAGUAUGAAGGCUUUGCUGUCCAAGCCUGGCUACUCAGAUCUCCAUGUCAGUAUACCCACAAUGGAUCAUAUUUUCCUGUCUCUGAUAAUAGUGGAAAAACUCUUUUUUUCAGGCACAGCAACCAUUUUGCAUUCAGAAGUGAGCCUGUUCUUACUCAUGAUUCACCUUUCUUCACAGCAGGAGAUGUCAAGAGAAACCCCAGGGCCCCUGUAAUGAAGGUCUAUAGAUUUUCUUUCCUACCUGACACUAAAAAUGAAGGAAUGAUAUCUGGAGGCUAAGGAGAAUGGUAGACACUAGGCACAGUGCAGCAGUAUACCCUGCAGGGCACUCUGAGCACUGGUUACACAUGGUCUUCCUCUGGGUAUAUGAAGAGUUGGACAUGCCAUGAGCUAUUAAUGCAGAGGGGCAGCUCCAAGCCUCCCUUCUACUGCUGUGUACAGCACUGCAAAGACAAAUAGACAAUAAUCUACUUCCUCAACCUCACCCUCAACAGGAAAAUCCACCAAACCAUUUAGCUGGUUGUUAGUGUGACCCCAAGCUCAUAUCUGAGCAAUGACCAAUGCAGGAGCAUCCCGGCAGACUCUGUGACUCAGAACCACUCUUGCAAUCCAGUUUUUCAGCCACUUGUUCCUCCAUAAAACCACCUGUUGCUACCAGCAGUAAAUUACCCGUGUUGCCACACACCCUCCAGGGAACUAUUCAGGCCCAUGAAUGAAGGGGUGGAACCACAUUUCUUUUCAUUGCUGCCCUACUAUGCUGUGAGAGUAUUUGGGAAAUAGAUUCACUUAGCACAACAUAACUCAUCCUGAAUUGUUCCCUUCCUGGGAAUUGAUAUUCCCCCAAAUUAAGCAGAAUUACAUUUUUUAGGAUCUAUAAUAAUAAACUCAUUAAGCUAAA
Strigops habroptila (Kakapo) is the source of this 3098-nucleotide messenger RNA. RefSeq names its product collectin subfamily member 10 (gene COLEC10). The transcript has 6 exons. The record is from RefSeq and is a predicted model, not a curated record. Bases 301 to 1134 code for a protein of 277 amino acids. Lineage: Eukaryota; Metazoa; Chordata; Aves; Psittaciformes; Psittacidae.